Messenger RNA from Zerene cesonia (dogface butterfly), 3657 nucleotides. RefSeq names its product poly [ADP-ribose] polymerase-like. Gene Ontology annotation, molecular function: NAD binding; NAD+ poly-ADP-ribosyltransferase activity; DNA binding. Lineage: Eukaryota; Metazoa; Arthropoda; Insecta; Lepidoptera; Pieridae. The record is from RefSeq and is a predicted model, not a curated record. The transcript is spliced from 20 exons. Gene Ontology annotation, cellular component: nucleus. Bases 77 to 3058 code for a protein of 993 amino acids.
AAAGUUUGAAGUUUGUUUUCCAGUUUUUGCGAAGCCGGUGUCGCUGAAUGAAUAGUGAACACAUUUUUCUAACAAAAUGAGUGAUUUGCCGUAUCAAGUUGAAUAUGCGAAAUCUGGUCGAGCAGCAUGUAAAGCUUGUAAACAGAAGAUAGAUCAGGGUACUCUACGAAUUGCAAUUAUGGUUCAAUCAGCUUUCCAUGAUGGAAAACAACCAACUUGGCAUCAUGAAGAAUGUUUUUUCAAAAAAAAGUGUCCAACAAGUAUUGCUGAAAUUGCAAACUUCAAUAAACUAACACAUAACGACCAGAAGAAAAUUAAAGAACAAAUUGGUGGAUCAUCUGGUGAAGUAGUCUUACCUACAGAGAAGAGUGGAAAGAAGGGCAAGGGAACCAAGAGAGGCAAUGAUAGUAAGAACAGUCAACCAGGCCUCUCUAAUUAUACAGUUGAAUAUGCCAAGUCCAGCAGAUCUACUUGCAAGCACUGUGAUAUAAAAAUUUGCAAGGAUGAAGUCAGAGUUGCUAAAAUUGAAUAUGAUCCAAAAUAUGGUGAGGCACCAGCAUGGCAUCAUGUUAAGUGUUUUGCAGAAAGAAAGGCUGAAUUGUUGUUUUUUGCUGGUGGAGAAGACAUUCCAGGAUUCAAUAAACUUAGUAAGGAAGACCAAAAAAUGGUUAAAAAUGAGAUAAAAGCUUCAAAUAUGGACGAAGUACCAGUUAAAAAAUUAAAAGCAGAACCAAAAGAUGCUGCAGAAAUUAAACAAGAGAAAGAAUUAGAAAAGAAAUUGGAGAAACAGAACAAACUAUUUCACAAAUAUAAAAAUUUGCUUAGUGAGUUAAGCAAGGAUAACUUACAUGAACUACUUCUGGCAAACUCACAAGAAAUCCAGAAAGGCUUAGAUGAGUGUCUGAAUCACUUGGCUGACAUAAUGGCAUUUGGAGCACUUGUACCAUGUCCAGAUUGCAAGCAAGGACAGUUAGUUCUUGAUACAUUCCAUUAUAAAUGCACAGGAAAUUUGAGUGAAUGGACCAAAUGUACUUAUACAACUACAAAUCCUCAAAGGACUCCCAUGAUAGUGCCAAAAUCAUUUAAAGGAAACUCGGUGUUUAAAAGCUUCAAACCCAAAGUGGGAGAACGAGUGUUUGAGGUUCCACCUCCACCAGCUAUAGCAGUCGUAAAGAAAGAAGAGCCUGAGAGUAUAAAAACCUUCCCUCUUCCGCCUCUGAAGAAUCUCCAAUUUUUCCUGUAUGGAAAAUUUAAGGUGCCAAAGGAAGAAAUAAAAAACCGUGUAUUAAAGAUGGGGGGCCUUGUUGUGUCGAAGUUGACCGAGACAACUGCGGCUGUUAUUUCAACUAAAAGAGAUGUUGAAAAUAUGCCCAAUAAAAUGGAAGAAAUUCAGGAUGAAGACAUAGAAGUUGUGGAUGAAACAUUCUUGGAUGCGAUCGAUGCCAAAACUGGUACCGUCUCAGAAACAUUAGAACUUAUCAAGCAACAUAAUAUCGCUCCUUGGGGAUCUGAUCCAACAAAACGAGUACCGCAAGAUGUAAUCGACGGGAAAUCUAUUGCGAAAUCUGGAAGCAUGUAUGCGAAGUCAAAAUCAGCAAUACAAAAGAUUAAAAUUAAAGGUGGUACGGCCGUAGACCCGGACUCUGGUCUAGCGGACAAAGCGCACGUGUAUACGGACGCUUCUGGCGAUAAGUUCACCGUGGUUCUAGCCAAGACUGACGUAGUCGCGGGGAAGAACUCUUUCUACAAACUGCAAAUGCUUCAGGCCGAUGAUAAAAAGAAAUAUUGGUUGUUCCGUGCAUGGGGUAGGAUUGGUACACCUAUAGGAGGUACCAAAGUAGAGGAUUGUAAAACUUUAUAUGAGGCUAUUGAUAAAUUCAGACAAAUAUAUUUGGAGAAAACUCAGAAUUGUUGGGAUAACCGAGAAGACUUUGUAAAGAUGCCAGAAGCAUAUUAUCCCAUUGAUAUGGAUUAUGGUGAAGAAGAAACAAAGAAACUAGAGGUGGAUACGAAAAGUUCCCUACCAAUGCCAGUACAAAACCUCAUUAAAGAGAUAUUCGAUGUUAACAACAUGAAAAGGACUAUGCUUGAGUUCGAGCUUGACACGGAGAAGAUGCCUUUAGGAAAACUGUCUAAGAAGCAAAUUAAAUCUGGAUAUAAUGUGUUAUCUGAACUUCUUACAAAUAUACAGGACGGCAAAGCAAAUAACAACAAAAUUGUAGAUGCUACAAAUAGGUUUUAUACUCUAAUUCCGCAUAACUUUGGUACAAAUAAUCCUCCGCUGCUGGACAGCAUAGACGCAAUCACCAAUAAAAUACAGAUGCUUGAUAACCUACUCGAAAUUGAAAUUGCGUACAGUCUUCUGCAAUCAGAUGAUAAAAGCGCUUGUCCAAUUGAAUCUCAUUAUAAGAAACUGAAAACAGACAUAGAGCCUUUAGCCAAAGAUAGUGAAGAAUUCAAGAUGAUAUCUGAAUAUAUAAAGAAUACGCACGCUGCUACACACUCUUAUUAUAAUCUCGAACUUCAACAAGUAUUUAAAGUAGUGCGUGAAGGCGAAGAGAAGCGGUUCAAGCCAUUCCGGAAGCUCCAUAACAGGCGUCUGCUGUGGCACGGCUCCAGAACUACCAACUAUGCUGGAAUUCUAUCACAAGGUCUUCGCAUAGCGCCCCCGGAAGCCCCGGUAACGGGCUACAUGUUCGGCAAGGGCAUCUAUUUCGCCGACAUGGUGUCCAAGUCGGCGAAUUAUUGCUACACCGACAUAUCCAGACCAGUGGGUCUAAUGCUGCUGAGUGAAGUGGCUCUUGGUAACAUGAAAGAGUGUAUGCAAGCGGAAAACGUAACGAAGCUGCCCAGUGACAAGCACUCGGUAUGGGGCGUGGGCCGAUCGCAGCCCGACCCCGCCCAGAACAAGGUGCUCGACGACGGUGUCAUCGUGCCCCUGGGCACGCCCGUACCGAACCCGGUGCAGUGCUCCCUGCUAUACAACGAAUUUAUUGUAUACGAUGUUGCUCAAGUUAACAUCAAAUAUCUGCUGCAGAUCAAAUUUAAAUAUAAGUAACCAGAUAAACUACUUAAGUAGUAGUAAUUGUAUUCAGGGCAGGAUUUAGAGAUCUGGAGGCCUCUGGUCAACACAGAAGUAGAGUCUUUGGGCCCCAAAUUAUUUUCUAAAAUGGAAAUAAAAAACAAUACAGUUUUUCUUUCGUUUUUUUUUUCGAAUGUCUUUUGCCGUCUGCUAAAUCGGGUCCUGAUUAUAUUACUAUAAGUGUACAUCUACUUAUUAAAUCGCAAAUUAAAUAAUGUUUCCAACUCUAUUCAAUUCAUAUUGUUCAAAAAGUUAAUUAAGCUUUUAAUUAUAUAAUAUGUCUACUUCUCUUCACUUUAAAGUGUGCCAUAAGGUAUAUUAUAUUGUAGUUGGUUUGUUUAUAACUAUUGUAAACGAUCAUGGCAGCAACAUCACGUUUCAUUGUGAGGAAUAAGUAUAACCUUUCAUGGAUUUCUUAUUUCAUUACAAUAUUGAGUAAAAUAGAAAUUGAAAUUGAUUUCUUAAAAUUGUGUAUUGUAAGUUUCUAUUAACCCAGUUGAUUAUGUUUUGUUUGAUUGAUUUUUGUUUUUAUGAAUCUGUACUUGGUAGAUUCGUUUAUUAUAAUUAUUAAUUCU